This is a messenger RNA of Coffea eugenioides, 2426 nucleotides long. Its product is annotated as ferrochelatase-2, chloroplastic. The transcript is spliced from 10 exons. The coding region runs from base 139 to 1671 and encodes 510 amino acids. The record is from RefSeq and is a predicted model, not a curated record. Gene Ontology annotation, molecular function: protoporphyrin ferrochelatase activity. Lineage: Eukaryota; Viridiplantae; Streptophyta; Magnoliopsida; Gentianales; Rubiaceae. Gene Ontology annotation, biological process: heme biosynthetic process.
UGUAAAAACAAAGAAAAAUCGAAAAGAGAAAAUCCUGCUGCCGGAAACUUCAUAUAACAAUUAUCGCAAACCCAACAAAUUCCCACCGCGCUAAGCUCGCUCCGGCACACGGAGUCUAAACGGAAGCGAUUUGCAGUGAUGAACCAAACUAUGCAUAUUCGAGUUCAACCUCCCUCUCCUUCUCUGCUAUUGCCACGGGCUAGCUUCUGUGCUCAAAGGAUAUGUCCUUGUUACAGAGUUCAAAUGGAAUCGACUUGUAAUUCUAAUCAGUUAAAAACAUCUCCAGUGACAAGAUUAUCAUCAGGAUGGUCCAAGACACAUUCCAUAUGUCCUGAGCUGCAACCCCGUAAAUGUUCAUCACAGAUGGGAGCAUUAGUUACUUCAAGAGCUGAAGAAGUACCUACUCUGCCAGUUAUUGGUGAUGAGAGAAUAGGUGUAUUGCUACUCAAUCUUGGAGGGCCAGAGACUCUUGAAGAUGUGCAACCAUUUCUCUUUAACCUCUUCGCUGAUCCAGACAUUAUCCGGCUGCCAAGAUUGUUUCGCUUUCUUCAGAAGCCUUUAGCACAGUUCAUAUCUGUUGUCAGAGCACCGAAGAGUAAAGAAGGCUACGCUUCAAUUGGUGGUGGAUCUCCUCUUCGACAGAUAACGGAUGCUCAGGCUGAAGAACUAAGAAAAGCACUUUGGGCUAAAAAUGUCCCUGCAAAAGUGUAUGUUGGUAUGCGGUAUUGGCAUCCAUUUACCGAAGAAGCUAUUUUGCAGAUUAAAAGAGACAAAAUAACGAAGCUCGUUGUGCUUCCUCUCUAUCCUCAAUUUUCAAUAUCAACAAGUGGUUCAAGUCUUCGACUAUUAGAGAGUUUAUUCAGGGAGGAUGAAUAUCUGAUGAAUAUGCAACACACUGUGAUUCCUUCCUGGUACCAGCGUGGAGGAUAUAUAAAAGCCAUGGCAGAUUUGAUUGAAAAAGAGUUACAAAAAUUUGACUGCCCUGAGGAGGUCAUGAUUUUCUUCAGUGCUCAUGGUGUACCACUUGCAUAUGUUGAGGAAGCUGGUGAUCCAUACAAGGCUGAGAUGGAGGAAUGCAUUGACCUAAUUAUGGAAGAACUUGAGAAUAGACGGAUAACUAAUGCAUAUACACUUGCCUAUCAGAGUAGGGUUGGUCCUGUUGAGUGGUUAAAACCCUAUACAGACGAGACUAUCAUUGAGCUCGGUCAGAAAGGUUUUAAGAGUCUUUUAGCUGUUCCCAUAAGUUUUGUCAGUGAACAUAUUGAAACUUUGGAGGAAAUUGAUGUAGAGUAUAAGGAGUUGGCUCUAAAAUCUGGCAUACAGAAAUGGGGACGUGUUCCUGCACUUGGUUGUGAACCAACAUUCAUUGCAGAUUUAGCAGAUGCUGUGAUUGAAAGCCUUCCUUAUGUUGGAGCAAUGGCAGUCUCAAAUCUUGAAGCUCGACAGUCUUUAGUUCCAUUAGGCAGUGUUGAAGAACUAUUGGCAGCAUAUGAUUCACAGCGAAGGGAGCUGCCACCACCUGUGAUAGUUUGGGAAUGGGGUUGGACAAAAAGUGCUGAAACAUGGAACGGAAGAGCAGCUAUGUUGGCAGUACUUGUUCUAUUGGUACUUGAAGUGACCACCGGGGAAGGAUUUUUGCAUCAAUGGGGUAUAUUACCCUUGUUUCGAUGAGAAAAUAUAUCCUCUUGCCAGUGAGUCAUUCAGUCUCCUUUUCUCUCAGAAAUACCAUACCAUGAAUUCUGGAUUUGCCCAAGGAAUGAACCUGAAGCAACAGAAAAAAGAAAUAGAGUUGCUUUUUGCCAAUCCUCUUACUUUUGGUUGAUCUUCCACAGAAGUAAUAGUGAUCAAUCCUUGGCUUUUUAACCAAGCUGGAUCUUCACGCCUUUGUGGGAUUUUGGAUGUUCUGAUUUUCAUUUAAUCUAUUUUAGUAUAUUUUUUUAUUUUGUUUCUUGUUAAUUUUCUUUUGGAUUGGUUACCCUGAGGCAGGGAGGGGGUGGGGCUAUGGAGAAGGUUUUGGGCAACCAAAGAUACGGGAAAGCUCAUCAUCCAAAGGACUACUUUGCUUGUGAUGUUUAGAAUGUGAUUUGGUGAUGGUGACUUCACAAAGUGCUUGAUGCACAAUAUAUGCUUUUCCCUCUAAAAGUUCUCCCAUUCCUAGGUUCUUAGGGGUUAAUUUGUAGAAAGUCAACUAAUACUUUUCAGUUCCUUUGUAUAUUGUUGUAACAGAUCUUAAGGUAUUGCAUGGAUUCUUACAUGAAGCUGCUGUAAAUGGAAAAGAGAACAGCAGCAUGCCCUUUAAUACACAUCUUUUGAUCUCUAGAUCUGAUGUUUGUUGUUUUAUACCAUCAUAGGUGGUUUGGUGGUUUUGCUGUACCUACACUCAGUCGCCAAUGUACAAUAUUAUAUUGGAUUGAUUAAUUCUGUCA